Fundulus heteroclitus (mummichog) is the source of this 2131-nucleotide messenger RNA. RefSeq names its product neuropilin (NRP) and tolloid (TLL)-like 2b (gene neto2b). The transcript has 12 exons. The record is from RefSeq and is a predicted model, not a curated record. Gene Ontology annotation, molecular function: protein binding. Lineage: Eukaryota; Metazoa; Chordata; Actinopteri; Cyprinodontiformes; Fundulidae. The coding region runs from base 367 to 2037 and encodes 556 amino acids.
ACUGAGCUCAGUCUUAUAACCUCCUGCAUCUGCAGAGGGAUCAUCAGUUCAUCAGUUUAUAGGAGAGGAGGAAGCUGAGCUUUGUGGAAGCUCCCUGUUUACCCUGGAAAACUGUCCUGUAAUGGAAUACUGACGAUGAAUCCAAAGUUUUUGCCACGCUUUUUUCACCUAAAGCCUUAUUCUUCUGAUCAGAGAGUUUAGGAUAAAAAGUGGAUCGUGAAAACCAGCAAUGUCACCAUGUGCUAAUCCGAAAGCGCAGACUUAAAAGGGGAUGUGUGGGACGCGCAGUUGGUAGAGUUUGAAAAUAGAAAUAAAAAUAAUAAUUAAAAAUACAAAAAAAAACAGGAGGACGGAGUCCAGCUAAAUAUGCAUGCAGUCUGGAUAUUCCUCCUAUUCACCGAAGAGGGAUUUUGUCUUGCACAGAAGAUUAAAGAUGGAGGUGCAGGAUCUAGAGGAGGCAGAAUCAGUGAGCAGUCGCGGAACAAUCGACACUGUGGAACGUGGGUUCGAAGACCAGACGGUGGAAGCUUCAGCUCCCCAGACUACCCAAAUACGUACCCUCCAAACAAGGAGUGCCUUUAUGUACUGGAAGCCCUGCCCCGUCAGAGGAUAGAGCUGCUCUUCAACAAAUUAUUCCAAAUUGAAGCGUCUUUUGAGUGCCGGUUUGACCACAUCGAGGUGAGGGAUGGCCCCUUCAGCUUCUCACCGCUCAUCAACCGUUACUGCGGCACAGCCAGCCCUGGCCUUAUCCACUCCAGCGGGCGCUUCAUGUGGAUCCGGUUCUACAGUGAUGAAGAGCUCGAGGGGAAAGGGUUCCAGGUCCAUUACAAAUUUACUGCAGAUCCUGAAUUUCAUCUACACGUGGGAGGACUUUUAAACCCCAUCCCAGAUUGUCAGUUUGAGCUAACUGGGCUGGACGGCAUGAUCCGCUCCAGUCAAGUUGACGAGGAGAACAAAGUGAAGCCGGACCAGGCGGUGGACUGCAUCUGGACUAUACAAGCCCCAGUGAAGAAUAGGAUUUACCUGAAAUUCAUGGAGUAUCAGAUGGAAAACUCAAAUGAAUGUAAGAAGAAUUUUGUGGCUGUUUAUGAUGGCAGUAGUGCCAUUGAGGACCUUAAGGCCAAGUUUUGUAGUACAGUUGCUAAUGAUAUCAUGCUGGAGACUGGUUUUGGAGUGGUGAGGAUGUGGGCGGACGAGACGAGCCGUCUCAGCCGUUUCAGGAUGCUGUUCACAGUUUUCGCUGACCCUCCCUGUAUUGGCAGUGCAUUCUUUUGCCACAGCAACAUGUGCAUCAACAACUCGCUGGUGUGCAACGGCGUACAAAACUGUGUCUUCCCCUGGGACGAAAACAACUGCCAAGAGACAAAGAACAAAGCUGCUUUUCUUCAAAUCACAAAGACUCAGGGAACAAUCAUCUGCAUUUCUACAGGGGUAGUGAUGUUACUCCUGAUUUUCUCCAUAAUGGUGCAAGUCAAACAGCCACGUAAAAAGGUAGUGAUACGUAAGAAAAAACUGUUCCAACAUCCUCACCUCCAGAAGAUGUUCGACCCCCAGCACUACGAGUUGUUUUCUAUCAGAGACAAGGAGAUGUCUGGAGACUUGAGGGGUCUUUCAGAAGAACUCCUGUCCCUGCAGGCUCUGAGGAGAUCUUCAUCUGGAUCUCGCUGCGUUCAUGAACAUCACUGUGGUUCACAGGCUUCUGUCAACUCCAUCAAAGCCAGUCACGCUCCAUAUGUAUUGGGCAAGGGAUCCUUGGAGCUACCCCCUUUCAGACGGGACAGUCAGACCGCCGCGCCUCCUUUCAGGGACGUGAACAGCAGUUUGCGGAAGAAGAGCUGGCCCAAUGUAAAACAGAGCCGAAUGCAGAGCCACCUGGCCAUGGUUGAUCGAGCGCUUUGGCGGCAGGAUAGAGUUAUGGAAGAAGAUGAGGAGGAAGAGGAGGAAGAGGGGAGGUAUGAUCUGUAUGUAAGAAGAGCAGGAAGCCGAAGGGGAAGAUAUGACAUGGCUCAGCAAAGAUCUCAGUCCAUGGACUUUUAGCGUAGGAAGCCGAGGUCAGCACAUUACAGAUUACACUAUUUGGGAGCAGUUACUGUAUGUACGGAUGUGAAUAAAAUACAGGGAUAAAAGCAGA